UGUGAGCAAUAAUCUUGUUUCAAUUCGACCCAAGAAAAUGGAUCAAUCAGAAAAUAUUCCCUCUUGCAAUCAGAAACCUACUCGUUUGACAAGAGAUCAAGAGCAUGUGAUAAUGGUCUCUGCUCUGCGACAAGUGAUAUCCAACGACCGAGGUGACACGUCAUCAUCGAACUCGGUUGCAUUUGAAGCUCUUCAUCAACCUUUGGACGCUGGUCCUUGUCCUCUCUGCAGUAUUACAGGUUGCUACGGCUGCGCAUUCCCAGUGCAUGAAGAGAUAGAGAAGGAGAAGGAGAAGAAGCACAAAGGUGUGAGGCAAAAGCCAUCAGGUAAAUGGUGUGCGGAGAUAUGGGAUCCGAGUUUGCAUAGGCGGAGAUGGCUUGGAACGUUUCCAACAGCUAAAAUGGCAGCAAAGGCUUACGAUGAUGCGGCGGCUGAUCUUGUCCAAAGAAAGGCAACAAGAAGAUGUGGCUCAAUGAACGGAGAGGAACCAACCACGACGACUGUGGAAGAAGAUGAAGGAGAAAUUUUUGGUCCUGUCUCAAAGUAAACAUGCAGUGGAAUUAUAAUAUACAAAAACGUCAUACAUCAUUUAUUUCAUGAUCAGAUUUUAUUUACAUGUGUUAAAUUUUAGCUCUAUAACUAAAUUUGUGUGUUUUUUCUAUUUUUUCAUAUUGUUUAACGUGUUUUAAUUGUUGCAUGAGAUUAAAAUUGGUUUGUAUUGUUUGGAAUCAUUAUUUGUAAUAAGAUA
Raphanus sativus (radish) is the source of this 748-nucleotide messenger RNA. Its product is annotated as ethylene-responsive transcription factor ERF120-like. NCBI's taxonomy places the organism in Eukaryota, Viridiplantae, Streptophyta, Magnoliopsida, Brassicales, Brassicaceae. The transcript is spliced from 2 exons. The coding region runs from base 38 to 547 and encodes 169 amino acids. Gene Ontology annotation, biological process: regulation of DNA-templated transcription. Gene Ontology annotation, molecular function: DNA-binding transcription factor activity; DNA binding. The record is from RefSeq and is a predicted model, not a curated record.